Capsicum annuum is the source of this 4138-nucleotide messenger RNA. Its product is annotated as TMV resistance protein N. The transcript is spliced from 5 exons. Lineage: Eukaryota; Viridiplantae; Streptophyta; Magnoliopsida; Solanales; Solanaceae. The coding region runs from base 73 to 3765 and encodes 1230 amino acids. The record is from RefSeq and is a predicted model, not a curated record. Gene Ontology annotation, biological process: defense response; signal transduction. Gene Ontology annotation, molecular function: protein binding; ADP binding.
CUAUUGGCAAAUCAGUUUUCUAUAAGGUGUUGCUUGCAGAUGCAAGCAUUCUAAAUUCCUCGUCCUUUUAGGAUGGAGAUAGAAGACAACCCGUCUUCUUCUCACAGAACUCAUGAUCAAACAUCCCAACGUUGGUCCUACGAUGUUUUCUUGAGCUUUAGAGGGGAGGACACUCGUAAGAGCUUUGUCGAUCACCUCUACACGACGCUUCACGAAAAAGGGAUACAUGCAUUUCGUGAUGACAUAGAGUUAAGGAGGGGAAAAUCCAUUUCCCCUGAACUCCUUAACGCUAUAGAAACAUCGAGGUUUGCAGUUGUUAUUUUUUCGAAAAACUAUGCAGAUUCAUCGUGGUGUUUAGAGGAGCUGACGAAGAUCGUUGAGUGCAACAAGCAGAGGGGACAAACGCUGAUUCCAGUGUUUUACAGCGUGGAUCCUUCUGUUGUGAGAAAACACAAGGGUAGCUAUGGAGACGCAUUUGCUAAACAUGAAGAGAAUUUGAAGGGAUCAGGUGAGAACAAUAAGAUCCAGACAUGGAGGGAUGCUUUAAAGGAUGCUGCUAAUAUAUCUGGAUUUGACGUCCAACACAUGGAAGAUGGGCAUGAAUCAAGGUGCAUCAGACAGAUUGCUUUGACAAUCUUGAAAAGAUUGGGUCAUGUACGACCUAAAGUUGCUGAUCAUUUAGUCGGUAUAGAACCCCAUGUCCAAAAAGUUGUAUCUAUGUUGAAUAUGCAGUCUGAGGCUGAUGUUCUCAUAAUCGGGAUAUGGGGUAUGGGAGGCAUUGGUAAAUCAACUAUUGCACGAGCUGUUUUUGAUCAGCUUCAGGAAGAGUUUGAAGGUGUCUGCUUUCUUGAUAAUGUUAGAGAAGUUUCAACAAAAUUCGGACUGCAGGCUUUGUCAGAAAAAAUGUUUUCUGAGACAUUGAAAGAGACUAAAGACAAUCUUUAUACCAGCACCAGUUUCCUAAUGAAUAGGUUGAGUUAUAAAAGAGUGAUGAUCGUUCUUGACGACGUGGAUCAAGAUGAGCAGAUAGACUAUUUGGCUGGAAAGCACGAAUGGUUCGGAGCUGGUAGCAGAAUCAUCAUCACUACUAGAAACAGGCAGUUGCUAUUGGCUCAUGGGGUGGAUCAAGUGUACGAAGUUAGCCUUUUAGGGAGUAAUGAGGCUUUGACGCUCUUCAACAAGUUUGCCUUCAAGGGAGGUGAACCGGAAGGUGAUUUCAAUGAUCUAGCGUUGCAAGUCGUGGAAUGUGCUUGGGGCCUCCCAUUGGCUCUCAAAGUUUUGGGUUCAUUUCUACAUAAAAGAGCAAAAGCAGAAUGGGAGAGCGAGUUGAAGAGGCUGAAAGAAAUUCCCCAUGAUGAUGUGAUAGGGAAGCUUAAAUUGAGCAUUGAUGCAUUGAGUGAUCUAGACAAGCAAAUAUUGCUUGAUAUUGCUUGUUUCUUCAAGGGGAAACGAAGAGAACCCGUCACCAGAAAACUCCUAGCUUUCGGUUUCAAACCUGAAAUUGGAGUGCCAGUACUUAUUCAGAGAUCACUUCUAUCCAUAUCUGAUGAUGACAGGUUCCAGAUGCAUGAUUUAGUCCAAGAAACCGCUUGGUACAUGGUUCGCCGUAAAGAGAAAUUCAGCAGGUUGUGGAUUCCUGACGACAUAUGUGAUGUUAUGUCAAAGAAAUCAGGUACAGGAGCAAUUGAGGGAAUAACAUUAGUGUACCCGGAAAAGCAGAAGAUGAACUUAGGAUCACAAGCAUUAAAGGGUAUGGAGAAUCUCCGACUUCUGAAAAUCCAGAAUGCUCACUUCCGAAAAGGUCCUAGUUAUCUUCCAAAUGAGUUACAAUGGCUCAGUUGGCACAACUUCCCUUCAACCUCACUCCCACAAGACUUCGAGGGAGAAAAGCUUGUUGGACUUACGCUAAUUCAUGGCAAAAUUUCGCAACUGUGGCCAGAAGAUAAGUAUCUUGACAAGCUGAAGUAUCUGAAUCUCAGCUACUCCAAAGGGUUAAUUAACACCCCAAACUUGGGCCAAAUGCCAUAUCUUGAAAAGUUGAACCUGAGCAACUGUAAGAACUUGGUAGGAGUUCACGAGUCACUAGGAAAUCUUACAAGGCUUUGGUACUUGAAUUUGUCUCACUGCCCAAAGCUAAGGAGUCUUUCGAAAAACAUACACCUCGAGUCUUUGGAAAAACUUCUUCUUUGGGACUGCACAAAACUUGAAAGUUUCCCUCAAAUCAUAUGUUUAAUACCGAAGCUUUCAGAACUUCACUUGGAAGGGACUGGAAUUAAGGAGCUACCCGAGUCCAUCAUAAAUCUCAGUGGCCUUGUGUCCAUAAACCUCAGCAGUUGCAAAGAUCUGGAAAGUAUAACUUACAGUAUUUGUGGUUUGAGAUGUCUCAGGACUCUUAAUCUCUCUGGCUGUUCGAAACUUGAGACAUUGCCGGAAACCCUUGGCCAAUUGGAAACUUUAGAAGAACUACUUGUAGAUGGAACUGCAAUUAUCAAGCUACCAUCAACCGUCUCUGAGAUGGAAAACUUGAAAAUCCUUUCUUUCAGUGGAUGCAGGAAAAAGAAAAAGGAUACUGCAUUCUGGAAAAGCAGUCUUAGCUUUCGCUUGAAUGUAAAGUUAACCUCACUGCCAAAUGUCAGACGCAUCACAAGACAUUCAAAUGCUGCAAGAAAUAAGAAGCCAGAAAUAUCACGACCAUCGUUAUCUGGUUUGAGUGUCUUGAAGAAACUAGAUCUUAGUGACUCCGAUUUGGUAGUUGAAAUUGCUGCUGAUAUUUGGCAGUUGUCCUCAUUGGAGGAGUUAAAUUUGAGCCGAAAUAAUUUUAAAGAAUUUCCUUCAAGAAUAUCUGGACUACCGCAAUUCAAGGUCCUGAAAUUGGACGAGUGCAGGAGCCUUGAAGCCUUGCCUGAUCUUCCCUGGAGUAUUGUAGUGAUAGAGGCAAAUGAGUGCCUUUCCUUGCAGAGUCUUGGAAAUCUUUCACCGCAACAUGCAUUCUUGAGGAAGGUCUCAUUUUUCAAUUGUUCCAAAUUGUACCAACAAAGCCAGAAAACCAGCAUUGCUGCUGCAGAUUUGUUGCUGUAUUUGCUUCUCCAGGGUCACUCCACCUUAUAUGGUCAAUUUAGUAUAGCAAUUGCUGGAGGAAAAAUCCCUGAUUGGUUUGGUUAUCAAAAAAUGGGUCGCUCGAUCUCAGUCCAGCUACCUACAGAAUGGCAAGAUAACAUUGCAGGGGUUGCAUUCUCAUUUGUUUUCGAGCGCCUUGUUCCAAAAUCAAAACUAGGUGUUACCUUCAAGUUGAUUAGUCCAAACCACCGAGAAUACACAUUUGAAAGUGCUCCAGCAUCUGCUGCUUCAAAGAUGGGGGAGGUCAGCGAAGCCGACCACUUAUGGAUAGCUUAUAUCUCUUUCCAUCUUUUUCGUCUCCUCUUCCCCAGAUUCACAACUGAAGAUUGGUCUAAGGUUUGUGGUUGCCUUUCAAUUAGCCUGAGACAAGAGCCAUGGAUCAAGGUGAGGAGGUGUGGAAUUCAUCUGGUGUACAAAAAAGAUUUGACAACAUCAUUGGCAGCUGGGAGCAAGGAAUUGGUGGUGUACGAUGAGGGAGGAGAUUCAAAAAGGAAAGAAGAGGUCAAUGAGGAUAUUGUGUCACUAAUGGCUGGGAUUAACGAUUUGAAUUGGGAAGUUGACUCCAUUGAGCAAGAUAACACUCAGCUCGCUAAUUUGAGAAAAUCGCUUGCCUAUAAGAUUCAGAAGACUCUUUCUUUUGAUUGCUAGAAUACUUUUCUCUAGCUACUAAUGUUUGCUUAUAUCAAUGGAGCAGUUGCUUGACGUUUUUGCUCACCGGUGUUACAUUUCUUGGUUUGCUUGUUUGCGAUCACUUGCAUGCAUGGAACUGAGUAUAGUAGUAGUACUCUACUACUUGCUACCAUGGGAAAUAAGAAAAAUUAGAGGUAACGGUUGGAUUUGAUUUUGCAUUGUUCAAUUGUUUGGUUUUCUUGUGCACUGGGAAACGAACUGUGUAAAUGUUGGUAGUUUUUCUUUUCUUGGCUUAGCUUGUUGAGAAUAAUGUAUGCUCUGUAUGGAUUUUGCAUCAACAAGAAUGUACUUAUAUAUGGUUUGUAUUGAUGGAAGAUUGUUUGUUUUCUAA